Messenger RNA from Limulus polyphemus (Atlantic horseshoe crab), 3598 nucleotides. Its product is annotated as monocarboxylate transporter 10-like. The coding region runs from base 347 to 2008 and encodes 553 amino acids. Gene Ontology annotation, biological process: transmembrane transport. The record is from RefSeq and is a predicted model, not a curated record. The transcript is spliced from 10 exons. Lineage: Eukaryota; Metazoa; Arthropoda; Merostomata; Xiphosura; Limulidae. Gene Ontology annotation, molecular function: monocarboxylic acid transmembrane transporter activity.
UAACAUGCACUGAUCCAGCCUUGGUCAAAGAAGUCUACUACAGGACAGUUUUAAUAACUAUAUCUGUACUUAUAAUAUAAGUUAUAUGCAAAAAAUAAAAAAGAUGUGUUUUAUAACGAUUAGAAAACGGGAAAGAGUAACUUUACCUACAUUUAGCUUUAUUUUAUAAUUAAUUUAUUGUUAUAUUAUCCCAAAAUACAGGUUUUGUCAAAUCAAUUUCCAGAGUUCACCAGCUCUUCAAAGAAAUGGGUAGUUCUUAGGUGUAUGUUGAGACUGAAGACUGAAAUCAUCACAAAUCUAAUAAAAGACAUACUGUAUAGACUAGUUUUGCCUACUCAGCACAGCCAUGGAGAAAACAGUAGCUAAUGGAAUACACUGGAAUGAUGAAAAUAAUUUAAAAGGUAGUCAAACAAAAUUACAGAAGAGAGGAUCAUCUGGUCAAGAUCAGGAUGGUGGCAAAGAAGAUUAUCAUGGUCAUUCAUUUCCAGAAGGGGGCUGGGGGUGGGUAGUGUGUCUUGCCUCCUUCUGGACAAAUGGGAUCAUCUUUGGUGUGAUGAACUGUUAUGGAGUCAUCUUUGUGGAGCUGAAAGAACGGUUUAAACUAACUCACAGUGAAGAUACUGCAUUUUUUACAUCAUGGGUGGGGUCUAUUUCAGUAGGAACAACUCUUUUACUCUCACCAGUUGCCAGUAUUCUUACAGAUAAACUUGGAAUCAGGAGAACGGCCUUUCUUGGUGGCUUUCUAGCUUCUCUUGGCAUGUUUCUUAGUUCUCUGAUUAACCACUUGGAUUUGCUUUAUCUCACAUAUGGAGUGGUGCUUGGUUCUGGAGCAUCAUUAGCAUACACUCCAUCUUUAGUUAUCCUCGGCCACUACUUCAAACAGCGUCUAAGCUUAGUAAACAGCUUGGUUACAGCAGGGAGUUCUGUAUUCACUACCAUAAUUCCACUCCUCCUGAGAUACUUGUUGGAUGCCAUGGGACUCAUGAAGACCAUGCAGGUUCUGUCUGCUGGUAUGGCUUUGUUAAUGGUGUGUGCUUUGACCUUCACACCUCGUCUUCAUCUUCAUGGUGAAUCUCAUAUUCCUCAUUUUACAUCUUUGGAGAGUUUGAGAGAUCAGAUUUCUCGUUGCCAUCAUUUUUGUCAUCAAAUGCUUGAUUUGAGCAUAUGGAAAAACAAAGCUUAUGUCAUCUGGGUUUCAGCAAUUCCGGUUGCAUUACUUGGCUAUUUUGUGCCUUAUGUUCAUUUGGUUCAACAUGUAAAAGAUAUUCUUCCUGAUGCUAAUGGUGAGGUACUUGUAACUUGUAUAGGACUAACAUCAGGGAUAGGUCGUCUUCUUUUCAGCAAACUUGCAGACUGCCCUAAGGUUAACAGAAUUCACCUUCAACAGGUGGCUUUCAUUUCUAUGGGCCUUCUAACUAUGCUCUUUGUAUUAGCCAAUCAAUUUGCAGUUUUAAUUUUCCUGUGUCUCCUUCUGGGUUUAUUUGAUGGUUGCUUUAUCUCACUCCUGGGUCCUAUUGCUUUUGAUAUUGCUGGCUUCAAAGGCUCUCCUCAAGCUAUUGGUUUUCUCUUGGGACUCUGUUCUAUCCCUCUUACACUGGGACCUCCAAUUGCAGGAAUUUUGUAUGAUCACACAAAGAAUUAUAAAGCAGCUUUUUUAUUGGCUGGGAUACCUCCAAUAAUAGGAGCAUUGCUGAUGUGUCUUAUUAACACUAUUUCUCAGCAAUAUCCUAGUCAAAUGGCAGAACAAUUGGUGGAAGCUGCUGCAGCAGAAACCACCACUGAUGAUGAAGGAAGCUAUGAAACCAUGACCCCUGAUUCAGCUGGGGAAAUAAUUGUGUGGGAAAGAUUAAACGUAGCUGGUGUGAACAGUCCCAAAGAGUCCACACAGGUGACACUUCGUUAUACAGGUGAACAGGUUCAUGGUGAGCUGCAUAAGCACGAUACUUGGUCAAGAUCUGAGAAAAACAAGCCACCUCAGUGCAUAUCAAAUAAAGAAUCAAGUGUUUAGUUUCUUUAUUAUCAGGUAGUUACAGUUAAUUUCACGUAUGUAAAUCAAAGAAAAACGUAGUAGUCAGGGGACAGUUGAAAUAAUUAUAAAACUGAAGAGUAGUUAGAAUGGUCCAACUGGGUAAAGUCAUAGAAAAUGGUGUAGAAGAGAUUGUAAGCUAAACAAAUUUACGAAAUGGGAGAGUUGUAAAACUUGUAAGUUUAUAUGAUAUUAUAUAGAUUGAACAACUAAACUAUUAAUAAAGUUUAAAUAGUAGUUGUGUUACAAUUGGUAUAAUCUCAGAAGGAUGUGUAGAUAAGAUAGGUAAUCUAAUAAAAUAAAAAUAUUUUGAAAUGCUACAACUGUGUAAAUCUCAUAAAGACGGCAUAGGUGGCAUAUUUAAAUCAAUAUUAAAAUAGGACAGUAGUUGAAGGAUUACAACUGAGAAAAUAUCAGAAAGAUAAUGUAAGUGGGAUAGUUAAGUCCAUAUUAAAAUAGGACAGUACUUGAAGUAUUCAGUCUGGGUAGAUAUCAGAAAGAUAAUGUAAGUGGAACAGUAGUUUAAGCAUCACAACUGAGUAAAUGUCAGAAAGAUGAUAUAGAUAAGAUAAUUAGACAUAUUAAAAUGGAAUAGUUCAAGCGUCACAACUGGGUAAGUAUCAGAAAGAUGAUGUAGAUGAGAUAAUUAAACAUAUUAAAAUGGAAUAGUUUAAGCAUCACAACUGGGUAAGUAUCAGAAAGAUGAUGUAGAUGGGAUAAUUAAACAUAUUAAAAUGGAAUAGUUCAAGCGUCACAACUGGGUAAGUAUCAGAAAGAUGAUGUAGAUGGGAUAAUUAGACAUAUUAAAAUGGAAUAGUUCAAGCGUCACAACUGGGUAAGUAUCAGAAAGAUGAUGUAGAUGGGGUAAUUAAACACAGUAAUAAAAGAACACAAUAUCUUGUGUAGCAAUUAGUGAAAAAAACACAUUAAAUGGAAUGAACUGUCAGAAGUCUGAUAUCAGAAAAACUAGUUUUGACAAAUUUAUACAUGCUCUUCCGUCUCACAUUGUCUUCUGGUAGGGAAAAACCGGACAACAAAUGCCUAUGCUAUCCCUGACCUGGGAAUCCCCAUAAGGACACAGAAGGUCAGGAAGUUGUUUAGCUUGAAGUGAACUUGGGAGGUGUUGAAAUUAGGCAGGCUUUUGAUUAAGCAACUUUUGACGAUUAUUCUUUUUAUAUAGUUAUCCAUUUUGUAUAAAAUUCUUGUUGGUUUCCAAUCAAUUUGAUGGUCAGAAUCUCUCAUAUGAAUAAAAAUGGCAUUGUUUUGGUUUCCAGAUUUUAUGUUCAGAAACUCUGGUGUCAACACUUCUGGUUUCACCAACAUAUCCUUUCUCACAGAGUUGGCAUGGUAUAAUAUAAACGCCUUGUUUUUUAUCUUCAGGUGUUUUUCUGUGUGAAGUUAGGUUAUUUUUAAUGGUGUUCAGAUAUCUGUAUAUGAUUCUAAAGUUAUUCUUCCUUAGUAAUGCCCGGCAUGGCCAGGUGGUUAGGGCACUCGAUUCGUAAUCUGCGGGUCGCGGGUUCGAAUCCCCGUCCCACCAAACAUGCUCGCCCUUUCAGUUGUGGGGGCAUUAUA